CGGACUGCUGUCAACCGCAGCGGGCAGCGGUCUAGUUGUAAUAAUGUACAGUGAUCGCGGCGGACAAAAAUUAUUAUUAUAAAAUUGUAUGCAAUAUUAUAUACUAUGGCAGACGAAACUAAAAAAUUAAUAAAUCUCGUUCGUAACUAUGUGUAUUUAUAUGACACCAGUCAUUGUGAUUAUAAAAACAUAGUAAGAAAAGCAGAGAAGUGGAAUGAAAUUGCCGGGAUACUCAACCUUUCAAGUAAGUAAAAAUAAUUAUCAAAUUAUGAAUAUUAUCAAAAAAAAAAAAAAAUAAAGUAGAAAACGUUUUGUUUAGUUUUUCAUUAGUUUAUUAAGUAACAAUAUAAUUAUUAUUAUUACUAUUACUAUUAUUUGGGAAAAAAACUAAAAGUGAUACAAUUUUGAAAUGUAUCUAAGACAUGAUUAUGAAUUAAUCAAUAGUUUAGUUAUGUAAAUAAUUGAAAUAAUUAAGGAAGUUUUCUCUAACAGAAGUGACUGCAUUACUAGAUCUCUCUCUUACUCGUUAAGUGUUUGAAAACGCGCUAUCUGCAGACGAAAUACUCUCUUCUUCCAACUCAUCUGUUGUGGCUAUUGUUGAGGUAAUUCUAAGAUAAUUGUGUAAACAACAAGCUGCCUUGACGACAUGUUCUGCAGCAUCUACAUCCAAUUUCUCUAUUGGUCUAAAAAAAACUCGCUACUUUUAGGCUAAAAUACCAAAGGCAUUUUCGACUACACGCCGUGCUCUACUAAGUCGCUUAUUGAACACUUUUUUUGCUUCGUCUUAUGCAACUACAGCUCUAGGAAAGGGGCGCAUUUAAAAAGUUUCGAGAUUAAAACCUUCAUCUCCGACGAAAACAUGAGGGACAGGGGUGUGGUUGUUCCAGGUAAAGGUUUUGGUGGUAAAAUAGUUUUGCCACGUACGAGAACUCACGAUAAAAUGAUGAAUUUUCAAAAAUACUACUAUCACUAUGACGACCAUAACUGCCAAUAUCAAUAAUUAAAAACUUGUAAUCGGGAUUUACUAUGCCAAGCAGAGCUAUUGAAAAAAAAUGUUUGUAGUAAAAAAAAUUUGACCCGGUCUUAGGAGGACAUUUUAUUCUUAUAUGCUUUCCAUCUAUGCUACCUAUACAGUUAGGAAAAUUCCAUCGCUCUCUGAAUCCAAUUUCUGAUUGUUUCCAAACUUCUUCUAUAGGUGUAGCCAAAUAUAGUGGUUGUAAAACAUUCCAUAGCUCUACACAUACUUCUUUCACAAUACUAGAAACAGUAGUGCGUCCGACUUAGAAAGAAAAUGCUAUUGUGUGGUGCGAUCCUCCUGUUGCCAAAUAUCUGAAAUAAUAAGUAGAGUCAAAUAGAUGGUUCAAAGUCAGGAGCAGGAGCAGGGAGCAGGAGUCAUCCACCUAUUCAUCGACCUAUUUAGCCACGGCCCCUUUAUUUAUUUUUUUUCAAAUUUUAUCUUUUGCCAUCCACCAAGUAGACGACCUAUUUUGACCACGCCCACUUUUUUUAUUUAUUAACAUUAUUUUUUUUUCUCGAAUAUUAUUUUCUAUACCUAUGGAAAUAUGGAUCGCUUACGCGAAGUCGUCGCCCCUCCCCAUACCCACCACUAUACAUGCACAUACAUACUAUCACCGCACAAGUGUUCGCAGCUAUUAUCAGUUAUCAUAAUCAUUAUCANUUACCACUAACAUUAUCACAUAUAGGUACUCGAAAACAAUAAUUAUCAAAUAUUAUUUUUAUUAUCGUCCGCGUCUUCGAACGUCGAGUCGGUAUAUAAUAUAACUAGCUGAAUUACCCGGCGUUGCCCGGAAAAAUAAUUAUACGACACUUGCCCGUAAAUGAGGCGCAUGUGAGACGGUGCUAUACAUGUGACACGAAAGUGAAUAAAAACAACAUGAACCGUCUCCCUCCACAUGCAAAGCACGGUGAGGUACCAUGACACCACGAACGUCGAUGAUCUCCAUGUGUUUACGGGCACCGUAUAUUAUAACAAAAAUGUAUAAUAAAAUAAUAUAAAAUUAUUAUUGUAAAUAUUUUAGAUGUUACGCGUGUCCGAACUACCGGUAGUACGGAGUGCAAACGAAAUGAACGUGUUAAGUGUAUACGCAUCGUGGCAAGGCAAUGGAGAGAUAACUAAUAAAUAGUAUUGGUUUAUGUUAUCGGUGUGCAUUUUAAUUUAAUCGUUCAUUAUAAUAAAAUAGGAUUAUUGGUGUACGCGCGAUGCAUGAGAUUAUUUUUAUCGAUAAACUUCUCGGAACAAUUAUUCGUAUCUACACGACGACGAACAAAAAGGAUAGGUUGCAGGUAGCUGGAGACCCGCGGACCGCUGUGCCGCACAAUACGUAAUUGGCGGUGAAUAAUUAUAAUUGUUAAUUACUCCACUAAAACGCAACAUUUUUGAAAAUCCCUCCUCAUGGCACGGUGAAAAUAUGAGAAGAACCUAUAUUCCAAAUUUCAAGUCCGUACGUUACGUAGUUUUCGAGAUACAGCGAUCAGUCAGUCAGUGGUAUUUGAAUUUUAUAUGUAUAGAUAGAUACAUAUCAGAUGUUUUCAUCGGCCGGUCGCCGAGUGUUAAUGUCGCGUGUGCCAGUAUUAAAAUCUGUUUGAUGAUUUACCGCCCGAGUCGAAAAUGACGAUAAGUCGUUUUCUACGUAAUCAAAAUAAUAGCUCUACGAGUAAUAAUUAUGUCAAUUUUUAUUAUACUGGACCUAAAUUGUAUCCGUUAUGGAUAUAUUCGCGUAUAUACGAUGGGACCUUUUGAUGUAUGUGCUCAAAGACAAUAACACCUAACCGCCCGCGGGUCCCUCAUCGCCCAACCUACUAAAUCUACCCGCUUGCGGUCCCUCAUCACCCGAACAUCCGUGAAUUAUUCGAUAGUCGACAUUUACCUAUAGAAAUUUAUGAUAAAGACGUAUAAUCCGAUAAUUGACAUAUAUAAUACAUCCCUGAUCACGAAUAUCGGUCAGUAGUAUUUUUUCUACACACACGUAUACACCUUGUCCUCUAUAAUAUUUUAUUUUCCGCCGUUUUUGUAAGAGCGAUAAUUGUUUCAGUUUUUAUAGAACUUGUUAUAUUUUUUGUCAUAAAUUUUUAUUUCGAUAUAAAAAUGAAUACAUUCACAUGUACAUUCGUCGGUUGUACUAAAGUUUUUUCCUUGAACCGUAAUAUGAUACGCCACGCUAAAGCCCACGAAGGUGUAAAAUUUCAGUGCGCACUAUGUCUAAAAAUGUUUUCACGACAAGACAGUUGGGCUACCCACGUUAAAAUUGUUCACCACGAAGGAAGAGUCGCCGCACCGGCUUUCACCCCUCAGGCCGGACCGUCAACCGCCCCGCAGAAUACUGUAGCCCCGACACCUGUCGCCGGCUCAUCGAAAACACAAUGGACAACGGACGAGGAGGACGAUAAACUUUUUAUGGACUUUGAUAUGGACAUUGACAACAGUAAAUUUUUUUUAUUUUACCCCGCCACAUAAAUAGUAUUAUAGGUAGUUUUAAUUUUAUUAUUCGCGUAACAUAAUAUUUCUCGAUCGAGUCAUUUAUUAUAUUUUAUAUUAGUUUUUGGAAUUAUUUUAUUUUUCUUCUCUAUUUUUAUAUCCAUUUUUGAUAGACCCGUAUGAAGAAUCAAAUUUUACUUAGGUUUUUUUUUUCUGAUAGUAACGAAACGUAAGAACGUCGAAACUGCUGCGAAGGUUAAGAAAGCUAGGUUGGAGUUAGUUAAUUCACCUGGAUUCACGGAAAUCUAUUCUUCUCACUCGAGGAAGAUCGUCUGGUAUUAUACCAAAAACUGGAAGUCACAUAUUAUAAACCACAAAUACAGAAUUCAACCGAGAAUAGAGCUUUUAAGACCUCAACCAGGUCAAUAUUUUUCGACAGCGAGAUUGAAGACUAAGUUGAAGAAAAAUUCAGUAAAUUGUUAAAGGAGGAGGAAACGUACCAAGGACGGGGUAGCGGCUUUUCGGUACAGAGUAUAGACGGUCUAUUAGGUGUAUAUAAAUAUACACCUAUGGGAGGCUCUUCGUAUAUUCCGCUACCUAACGAUAUUAUGAAUAAACGAGCUAUAAUCAACCCGCAAAAUACUGACGAGAAAUGUUUUAAAUGGGCGAUUAUAGCGAAGCACGUUACAGGAAUAAAUACAGAACGGGUCAACGAAAAUUACACUGUACAUGAGACGAAGUAUAAUUUUAAUAAUUUAUCUUUUCUGACACCGCUUGAUGAAGUGAAAAAAUUCAAGAAAAAUAAUAUCAAUGUUUCCGUCAACGUUUAUGGACUGAAGAAAGAAGAAAAAAAUAAAACUGAAUACUGUAUUUCCAUUGAAAGUGGUUGAGGAUGAGAAAGACGAUAAUUUCGACCUACUCUUAAAAACUAUAAUUAAUAAAUCGCACUAUACAUAUAUCACAAAUUUUUCCCGGCUCGUUCGAUCGCAAAAAACUCUUUGCGCGAAUCAAGUGAUUUUCUGUAAACGGUGUUUCACCUCGUUCUACAAUCAAAAACUUAGAAAUAAUUUGUGUGGACAAGAAGCGCUUGAUCAACAUUAAUCGAUAUGUGGAGCACACAAACCCAUUUUACCAUCUCUUCCACCAGCGGAUACUACAUUGUGUUUCGAGGCUUGGAGCAAAACACAGCGCCAACCAUUCGUUAUCUAUACCGAUUUCGAAGCGAUUUUGGAACCGGGGGAUGAUAAGCGGGGGAUGAAUACCACAGUGGUUGGUCACCGCGAACCCAUAGCUCAUGGGUUUGUGGUGAAAGCCUCGUAUGACGUUAGUAGUAUAAAAUAGAUGGUUCUUACUCAGGAGCAAGGAGCAAGGAGCAAGAGGGAGCAAGGAGCAAUACUUUAACACGGCCGCCCGAUUUGUCCACCACGUACUCGACGUAUUUAGACCACGCCCACUUUUUUUAUUUAUUAACAUUAUUUUUUUUCUCGAAUAAUAUUUUCUAUACCUAUUGGAUCGCUUACGCGAAGCCGCCGCCCCAACCCCAUAACCACCACUAUACAUGCACAUACAUACUAUCACCGCAAAGUGUUCGCAGCUAUUAUCAUAUUCAUUAUCAGUUACCACUAACAUUAUGACAUAUAGGUACUCGAAAACAAUAAUUAUCUCGAUUUUUAUUAUCGUCCGCGUCUUCGAACGUCGAGUCGGUAUACAAUAUAAUACAUACCAGAUGUUUUCAUCGGUCGGUCGCCGAGUGUUAUUGUCGCGUAUGUUAGUAUUAAUAUCUGUUUGAUGAUUUACCACCCGAGUCGAAAAUGACGAUACGACCUUUUCUACGUAAUCAAAAUAAUACGAGUAAUAAUUAUCUCGAUUUUUAUUAUACUGGACCUAAAUUGUAUCCGUUAUGGAUAAUAUACGCGUAUAUACGAUAAGACCUUUUCAUGUAUGUGCUUAAUGAAGAUAACACCUAACCGCAAUAAAACCAUUACUCGGGUUGACCGUCACCGCGAGCAUUGUGUAUUAUCUAUCCGCCCAACCUACUAUAUCUACCCGCCCGCGGGUCCCUCAUCACCCGAACAUCCGCGAGCAUUAUGAAUUAUCCAUCCGUCCGCGGGUCCCUCAUCGCCCAACCUACUAAAUCUACCCGCUUGCGGUCCCUCAUCACCCGAACAUCUGUGAAUUAUUCGAUAGUCGACAUUUGCCUAUAGAAAUUUAUGGUAAAGACGUAUAAUCCGAUAGUUAACAUAUAUAAUACAUCCCUGAUCAAGAAUAUCGACCAGUAUUACUUUUUCUACACACACGUAUACACCUUGUCCUCUACAAUAUUUUAUUCUCCGCCGUUUUUAUUAGUGUUAUCAUUGUUUCAGUUUUUAUAGUACUUGUUAUAUUUUUUUCUCCUUUCAUUUUAUUUCGAUAUAAAAAUGAAUACAUUCACAUGUACAUUCGUCGAUUGUACUAAAGUUUUUUCCUUGAGACGUAAUAUGACACGCCACGCAAUGAGGAUGCUAAAUUUCAGUGCGCUUUAUGUCAGAAAAUGUUUUCACGUAAAGACAAUUGGGCUACCCACUUUAAAAUUGUUCACCACGAAGGAAGAGUCGCCGCACCGGCUUUCACUCCUCAGGCCGGACCGUCAACCGCCCCGCAGGAUACUGUAGCCCAGACACCUGUCGCCGGCCCAUCGAAAACACAAUGGACAGCGGACGAGGAGGACGAUAAACUUUUUAUGGACAUUGACAACAGUAUAUUUUUUUUAUUUUACCCCGCCACAUAAAUUAUAUUAUAAGUAUUAUAGGUAGCAAACGCCGAAAUUUGCUAAAGUUAUCUGUCAACAGGUUCGCGGCCAGAGUUGCCAAACUGGAAGUCAUGAACCUGCACGUGUCUAUGAACCUAACAGAGAAGUCGCGAUUUAUAUACUUCGAGAACGAUAUAAAUUUUUCCUCGCUGUUAGGUAUCACUGAUACCGAUUUUCAUCACAUCCCAGCCCCCUUACGAUAAAAUUCGCGUCGUAAUUCGUCAGAUUAUGGAGUAGACACGAGAUAAAUUUAGGCGUUUGCAAUUUUAAAUUGCAUGUAUUACACAAUGUUCGCUUAAAUUUACCCGAGAGAUGGCAAUGAUCAGCGACUUUAUAGUUCCCCAACGAGAAACCGGUCUUACACAAAUUGUAGGUGGUUUUCGCCGCAUGCAUAAGUCGUUGAUUUUCGGUCAUGAGCAUGGCUGUAUUAGUUUUUAAAAGAUUGCUGAUUUUUAUGCCUGUUUCCACUAUUUCCCCCAUAAAAUGUUUCACUACGUCCGGUUCAUCUUCUGUUCCACGAUAAAUUAUUGGAGCCGUUGGGAUGUCGAACUCCUCCAAUAACUCUGUUGGGACGUCAUCCGAGGCUUUAACCACAAACCCAUAGCUCAUGUUUUUUAAUUUUUUUCUACUUUCUUCAGUCCAUAAACGAUGACGGAAACAUUGAUAUUAUUUUUCUCUUCGACUUCUCUGUUAGGUUUAUAGACACGUGCAGGUUCAUGACUUCCAGUUUGGCAACUCUGGCCGCGAACCUGUUGACAGAUAACUUUAGCAAAUUUCGGCGUUUGCUACCUAUAAUACUUAUAAUAUAAUUUAUGUGGCGGGGUAAAAUAAAAAAAAUAUACUGUUGUCAAUGUCCAUAAAAAGUUUAUCGUCCUCCUCGUCCGCUGUCCAUUGUGUUUUCGAUGGGCCGGCGACAGGUGUCUGGGCUACAGUAUCCUGCGGGGCGGUUGACGGUCCGGCCUGAGGAGUGAAAGCCGGUGCGGCGACUCUUCCUUCGUGGUGAACAAUUUUAAAGUGGGUAGCCCAAUUGUCUUUACGUGAAAACAUUUUCUGACAUAAAGCGCACUGAAAUUUAGCAUCCUNAUUUUUAUAUCGAAAUAAAAUGAAAGGAGAAAAAAAUAUAACAAGUACUAUAAAAACUGAAACAAUGAUAACACUAAUAAAAACGGCGGAGAAUAAAAUAUUGUAGAGGACAAGGUGUAUACGUGUGUGUAGAAAAAGUAAUACUGGUCGAUAUUCUUGAUCAGGGAUGUAUUAUAUAUGUUAACUAUCGGAUUAUACGUCUUUACCAUAAAUUUCUAUAGGCAAAUGUCGACUAUCGAAUAAUUCACAGAUGUUCGGGUGAUGAGGGACCGCAAGCGGGUAGAUUUAGUAGGUUGGGCGAUGAGGGACCCGCGGACGGAUGGAUAAUUCAUAAUGCUCGCGGAUGUUCGGGUGAUGAGGGACCCGCGGGCGGGUAGAUAUAGUAGGUUGGGCGGAUAGAUAAUACACAAUGCUCGCGGUGACGGUCAACCCGAGUAAUGGUUUUAUUGCGGUUAGGUGUUAUCUUCAUUAAGCACAUACAUGAAAAGGUCUUAUCGUAUAUACGCGUAUAUUAUCCAUAACGGAUACAAUUUAGGUCCAGUAUAAUAAAAAUCGAGAUAAUUAUUGUUUUCGAGUACCUAUAUGUCAUAAUGUUAGUGGUAACUGAUAAUGAAUAUGAUAAUAGCUGCGAACACUUUGCGGUGAUAGUAUGUAUGUGCAUGUAUAGUGGUGGUUAUGGGGUUGGGGCGGCGGCUUCGCGUAAGCGAUCCAAUAGGUAUAGAAAAUAAUAUUCGAGAAAAAAAAUAAUGUUAAUAAAUAAAAAAAGUGGGCGUGGUCAAAAUAGAUCGUCUACUUGGUAGAUGGCAAAAGAUAAAAUUUGAAAAAAAUAAAUAAAGGGGGCGUGGCUAAAGAGGUGGAUGGCUCCUGCUCCCGACUUUGAACCAUCUAUUUGACUCUACUUAAGUAAAUUAUACAUUUCAAAAAAGUACUCAUUUACGAUAUACACUCAAUAGAGUUCACGUAAAUUGGUCCUAUGUAAUUAAUCGUGGUAUAAUUUAUUUUACUAUAAAUAUCAAGGUUUAAACGUAUAAUAUAAAACACAUAAUUAUAUACGUUUUAUACCGUAUAAAAAUAAACAAGUAAUAAAUAAUAAAUAUUUAAUAUACAUUUAUAAUUUAAAGUUCAAUUUUAAACUAACAAUUAUUAAAUUAUUAAAUCACAAUGGUUGUUAAUCUAAAUUUGUAUAUUAUUUAAACUUUGUUUUAAUUAACAGGUGAAAUUGUGAUGCAUAAAUGGAAGAACCUACGUGAUUCAUAUAUUAAAUAUAUGAAGUUUUUAAAAGGAUUAACCGGAUCUGCUAAAAAAUACCAAAAUUGGCCAUGGGCAGCUUAUUUGGAAUUUUUGAAAGAUACAGUAGUUCCUCUAGCAACUACUUCAAAUGUAUCACAGACCCAUGAAAUAUCGCACAUUGAUGAAGCUUAUGAGCAGGAUGAGACUGCAGAUAGCGAAAUUAUUGUAACUUCGCCAUCUCAAAUGCUACCACCUAAAAAAACACCAAAAAGAAAAGAAGUUACAGAAGACGUCGCUGCGGUCAUAACAUAUCUUGAGAACAAAAAAAAAAGCAAAACUGAUACAAAACUUGACCAAAUAGAUAAUUUGUUCUUGUCAUAUGCACAUACGUUCAAGACAUUUUCGCCAAAAAUACAAGUUCUUCUUAAAAUGGAGAUGUCGCAGUUGUUCGGACGAGCUGAACUCAACGAGGUGGACGUUUGUACUUUAACUCGAUCCUCUCCAAUAUACUCUACAACUUCGUCUUGGUCAGAUAGUAACUCAAAUGGAGCUGAUAAUUUCACUGGUAAUAUCAUUCAUCCACCCAAAUAUUCAAACCUACAUCUAAGCACCGACACACCAACCUCGUUACCACUCGGAUCUUACCAGGUUUCUCAGUCAACUCAGACAUAGUAAAAAAUCAUUAAAAUAUAUUAAAUACUACUUAAUACCCCAGGAUUAAUUAAUUUUUAUAAAUAUUUCUUAAUUAAAUACUACUUAAUACCACAAAAUUGUUUUAUUUAUAUUCCUUACCUGUUUGACCGGACCUUUAGUAGUCAUACGGCGGACCGAGUUUCAUAAUAUAUUUUGCUAUUGGCUUUGUUGCUGGAUCCACGUCUCCGAGGUAAAUAAAAAAUAAAAAAAAAUUAAAACCUUAUAAUAAUAAUAUCGUUUUUCACUACGAAGAAUGAUUUUUAAGGGUGAAAGGGUUGAGUAUUAAUACUCUCUUAAAGCCUAUAACCUUCCCGGGGAAAUUCUGAUCAGAAAGCCUCUUCACAAUCGGAUUAACGGUUUAUAGGAACACAUAAGAGACACAGACAAACUUUCACUUUUAUAUAAUAUAGCUAUCGAUUAUAUUACGCGUAUAAAAUAUUACCAACAAUACAUGUUACCUAGAAAAAAAUCCUAUCGCAUUAAUAAAUUGAUGGCGUAUUCGUCAACGUUUACCCCGUUUGGUCUCGUCGAGCGCCGCCACCGGUUUUUUUUUUUUAUACAACGGGCGCACCGCAAACAAACUCCGUUAACGUGGAACGGCCGAAAAGGCCUUUCGGAUCGGUUGAAACGUUUUUCCCGUCGACACUCUCCGAAAACACGGUUUUAUUUUUUAAGGUAAAUACGAAUCAAAUCGUACUUUUCAGCGAUAAACAAUACUACGAAAAACGUUGUCCGACCGUUACACAUUUUUUCAUUGUAUAUCAAUAUUAAAAUAUGUACCCGGGUAGCGAUUUUUUCAUAUUCGGAUGUUUAAUAUAAUAAUACCAAAAAUGUACGGGCUUUUUUUUCUAAGAGCUUUGGAUUUUUUUUUUUAUCGACGACAAAUAUAUAAUAGUCGAAUAAAAAACCAAAAUAACGUGUUAUAAUUAUCGCGCAAUACCGAACGCGAUUUGUUUUUAUUUUUUUUUUUUACAAUUCUCACACGUCUCGAUCGACUUAAAAUAUACCGAAACGUCUAAUAUUAUGUCCCGCUAUAAUAUUAACUGCAAUAUUAUACGGACAUCCAUCACAGAUAAAUACACAAACAUUAUUCCGUAUUCAAUUAUAUAGCGUGUCAGUGCCGGCACGAGGGGUGUGCAGAAAGUGCAAUCACACUGGGCUCCGCACUUUUGAAUUUGGCCCUGGGGCCUCGCGCUUUUAUGGGAUACAUAUACAAAUUUAAAAAUAUUAUAAUUUGCACGGGACUCCGUAAAUCAUAACAACUACAUAUGCCAUACAUAUUUUUUAUUUCACUACCAGAAGUUGCACUACGUACUGACUUGUAAUUUUUUCCAUUUCUGCACUUUUGGUAAUAGUUAAAAAUGAAAAUGAAAAUAAUUAUCAGUUUCUUUCCUUAACCGUUUAGGUUAAGAAGAGAUAAAUUCUUAAAUCAAUUUUUAAAAUUUCAUAUUUUUUAUUAUAUAUUAUAUUUUUAUUUAAAAUAAUUAUGAAUUAUUAUACAAUAAGAAAUGAUUUUAUUUGUCACAAGCAGUGCCAUCUUAAGGAUGCUAAAGAAGUCUUUGUGGGGCUAAACCCCCAAAUCAGUGCUGUAAUGUAUCUUGUAUCUAAAUACUUUCUAAAUUAAUGUAUCAGUAUAGUGUAUAUGGAUCUUAAUCAAAAUAUCUAAAAUACUUUUUAAGAUAAAAUUCUUACUUUUUUGGUUUAACAAAAUACAAAAAUAAAACUUAAAAUUCUAAAAUCUAAUUUUUUUUAAAUAAAAAUAUCAACAAUUUAUUGUUUUUUCGUUAGCAAUGGUUAAUAGUUGCGUACAGAUAUACAUUAAAUUUCCCCUCUACUUUCUCAACUUAUCACCUACAACAGUGGCUCAUUCAUCGUGUGAAGUAUGCCCGUUUGUAAACAAUUUUCUAAGAAUUAUUUAUUUAGUUUAAAUAAUUAUACUUUUAAGUUACAUUCACUUAGUCACAUUUUAAGCAAUUGUUAAAUGAUACAGACUCUAAAAUGCUUACAUUUGUUACCACUAAAUUUUAAGUUAAAAAUGGUUUGUUUAUAUUUAUAGAAUUUCUUAGAAUAAUUAUUAAAAUGAUUCUCAGAUUCAGUAAUAGCAAACAACAAUAUAGUAAUGUAGUAGGAUUCUAUUGCAAAGGAUACAUUAAUAUUCAUGUCAAAAACUCGCAGUAUUCAUAAAAUUCAGAUAGUACAGAUAAUCUGAUUUCUUGUUUCGUUCAGAAUCUAAAAUAUUUAUAUAACUUAAUUUAAUAGAUUUGUAAAUGACUAAAACUGGAGUAUGUUUAUAACUUCAAACAUUUAUUAAUUAUUUUUCAGGACUUUAGUUUUAAAUUUACGUUUCUCUUGCAACAUUCGAAUAUGCUUUCCUGGUCUUUUUCGUUUUUUUGUAAUUAAUUUUUCAUUUUCUGGUUUACGACUCAUAACGGAACCUGGGUUUUCAACGAGUUCUUCUUCUGACUCACUGAAACUAAAUUUUUUUUUUUUUGUAUAUAUAUAUAUAUAUAUAAUAUGUUAUAACUCUUAGGCAAUAUUUAUUAUUAUUUACCUGUAAUUAUUUUCUAGUAAAUUAUCUAAGCUUUCAGGUAGUUUGAAGUUUGGUAGCGAUUCAGUUUCAGCCAUCUUUAAUUGAUUUACUAAAGGUCUAAAGUGUUUAUAUGAGUGUGAAAAUGAUUUAUACAAUGAUUUAGUAAGUAUCCAAACUCUGCUAACCAUAGCAAGGGCCAUGUUCAUUUCUAACCAACAUUGUCCAUUUUGGAACACUUUAACUAUAAGCUGGGCUAUUGCUUCACUAAAUUGCUGCAAUUGACUAAUUAAAUUUGUAGCCAUUAAAAUGCGAGUACCAGCCCAUAAACCACAUUGUUUUGAAGGCAUCCCAUUUUCGAAUGUUGAUAAUAAAAUAAAUAUAACCUCAGAUAUAUUAAGUUUAUAUAAUUUUUUUAUUACAACAGAAAUCUAAAAUUGUUUCAAACAAAAUAAAAUACAUUAAAUAAAAAUAGUAUUAGUUUACCAAAUAUUUAAUACUUCUAAGAUAUUUAUAAAUUACUUGUUUAAGACGUCUAAAAAGUUUCUCUCCUCUAAAUUUUUUUUUUACUUUACAGCACAUUCUAGAAAUAAGUGCACCUUCAUCGAAUAAUUUACUUAAAUCUGCCUGAUUUAUAGGUAAUUGUUUAAUAAUUUUUUGCAUAUUACAUAAUUUCUCUGAAAAAUAAUUUUUACUAUUAUUGUUAUUCAAAUUUCCAGUAGUUUACCACACACCAAUAUCUCAAUGCAGUGAAAAUAAUAUAAAUUAAGAGGGGGAGGAGAUCUUAAUAAUUAGAUACAUUUUCCAUAUUAUAAUGUCAAAGGAUAGUACUGGCAUAUUAUUUAUUAAUUUUCAACACUACAAUAUUUUGAGUAGUAGUAGUUUAUUGAUUACUAAGUUCUAGUAAGUAGGUACCUAUUUAAUGUAAUUACAAUUUACAAAUGUUAAUAACAAUUCAAUUUUUACAUUUUUAUUUAAAAUUUUGUCGGCUUAUUUUCCAAAAUUUGGCAACUGAAAAUUGUGCUAAAUUGUGAUUAUGAAUAUAAGAGUAAAUUUCUCUAGAUUGUGAUGGUAUUCGAUAAAAAAAACGUUGAAUGUAUUUUACUUAAAAAUGAUACAUAUUAGCGGCUAAUUGCAAGCUGUUGACACUGAUUAAAUAAUUUCCAUCAUAUGGCUAUAUAUUCCAAAGGCACACCCUGAUUUUUUUUUUUGGGGAGGGGGGCAGGUUAAUAUAUUAUUUUUAAAUAGUUAAAAACUAAACUUUAUUAAAGAAUUUAGCGAUAAUUUAAAGAAAAAUAACAACUUUAAUUAUAACUAAAACAAUUGUUUAAAAAUAUGCCAGUCUUUGGUAGUAUUAGAUUAAACUUGUAUGACUUUAAAUUUCUUUUUCAUCACAUAGCAAGUUAUAACAAUAUAAGAUACCAAGAUCUUGUAAUAAAUAUCAAUAUAAUAAUUAUUUUUAUAAAAUUGUAUGACAAUAAUUAAAAAGUGACUUUAAGUAACCAAAAUAAAAAAAAAGACUUAAAUUUGAAAAGUGAUCAACCUCCAUCUCUGCAUUAGCUGGUGUCAAUUAUUACAAAAUAGUGAAAUUUUGCCGCAAGUUUUGCAAACGAUUUUAUAUUUUAUACAUUAAAAUAUAAUAUUAUGCUUUAUUCAAACCUUUAUUUAUGGUAGCUCGAAGACUAAUUGAUUUCGGUUUAUUAUGAACUACUUGAUAACAAGAAUUAAUCAUCAUAAUUAUAAUUUAAAAUGUAUUAAAUCAACAGAAUUACACCAAUUGUUCAACACUUUAUUUUUAAUUUAAAUACAUAAACAUUCGUAUCUUAACUAGAGGGUAGGAGAGCCAAUUGUUCAAAAAUAAUAAAGAUUAAUAUUAACGGGCCGAAAGCGUAAUUUGUAAACCUAUACACCGUCCCAAAACAUCGAGGACCGCAUGGGGAACAUAGAUAAUAAUGUUAUUAUCUGACGAGCGCGGCGGGCCUAUAAUAUUUGUUCUAAUGACCACAUUUUGUCCGCGGCAACGAUCUUGUGUAACCGAAUAGGUUAUUGGUGGGAGGUGCGCGCUGCCGGACGAAAACCGGUCGCUGCCUGGUGGCUUCUCUUUUGGAUUGAAGUAUAUUAUCUUAGAUAUCAUAUACUAUGGAUUCCGCAUGAUAAACGAAUUGUACGUACACAUUAUUAUUAACGAAUAACAAGUGCCAAGGGAACCGAUGAAUAUUGCGCAUGCGUAUCAGUACUAAUCGCAUAUUUAUCGUAUAAUCAUUAUACCACCAGGCAGUGGGGACAUUACCAGUUGGCGGAAAUUGAUGAGAGAUUUUUUUCUGAUUCAGUUUGAAAUAUUGCCAACAUUGAACAACAAAAUGUUUGCGUAGACAUUUUCACUAUCAAAAAAAAAAAAAAAUUUCAAUAAUGUAUUUAUUUUUUGCUUCGAAUAUUUAGUCAAUAGCAUAGAUACUAUAUACAUGGAUGGAACAUAUUAUGUAUACAAGUGUGAUCGAAGAGCAUACUCGUUACCUAAGUGGGUAAAUAUAAUUAAGGUGUAGUAUCACCCAUAAGUGAUAACAAAAAACGCAAUUUUUGGCGCGCACCAAAUUACCAAAAUCAAACAUUCGGAAAAUAAAAAUAUUAUUUAUUAUUUGCAUUAAAUUGCGUAUAAUUUCAUUCAAACAUUUACAUUUUAUUUGUCUGAAAAAUAUUAAAUACAAAAAAAUAUAACAUUGAAACAAUUAGAUAUAUUAAUGGUGUUUGGAUAAAAUUAAUUUGGUGUACUUAUAUCUAAUUUUUAAUUGUUCAUUAAUUUUUUUUAUAUUUUAUAUAUUAUCUAUUGUCAAUAACUCUAUCCAUAGUAUAAGAGUAUUUAUAUUUUUAAUCUGUAUAUUUGAAUAUCAAAGAAUAACAUUAAUCACACUGAUAGUCACUAGAUAAGAUUAUGCAUUAUACCGCCAAAAUAUCAAUUUUUAUUUCUGUACUUACUGCUCAUGACUUAAUGAGAAUAUGAGAUAUUUUGUGCAUAGUACAAAUUAAAAUAUAUAACAACUAAACACGGUACAAAAGUGUUGUAUUUGCAGAUCAUAACGAUCAAAUGAGAUCACAUAACACGGGUAAGUAUUUAUCCAAAUUAAAGAUUUUUAUUUUGUUACACAUAAAAUACAUGACCAGAGCCGAUACACACCGGAUCAUUUAGAAUCUAUAUGUAAUGUACAUGGCAAAUUAAAUUUGUUAUGGUUAUUUACCUGUUUUUUAAAAUAUAUCUAUUCAGUAUGAGAGGGGGCAAUAAAAAUGUGAGUUCAUUUUCAAAAAUGAAAAAACGAACAACUUGGAUUCAGUCAAAAUUUAGAACGAUUCUACUGAUUUUUAAAAUUUUUUUUUUCAAAAUAUGUGUUUUUGGGUAUACAUUAAGAAUGUAAAAAAAAAAGGUCGAACGAUUUUCGUUUGGAAGUUACAGGGGAAAACUUCAUGAAUUUCGGAUUUUCCGUUUCGUGUAUUUCUCAGUUAAAAUUUAACAUUUACAAAUUUUUUUUUUUCAAAACGUGUUUAUUUAAUUUUUUUUAUUUAUCCAUUGAUAUAAUCACAACAAUAUACUUUUGAAAUUAAUGUACAUUAAUCUUGAAAAAUAACAUUUUGAAUAUACCUAGAAACUUGGUGGGGUCACUCAUUCGCUGCCCUUGGACUGUUUUAAUCGAAAAUUACCCUCGAUUUGUUGUACAAAACCAUGAUUAAUUAUGAAAAUGUUGUUUUUCAAGGAUUAUGUACAAUAAGGUUAGGUUAGGUUAGGUUAGGUAUGUUUGCACCACAGAUUAUAUGAUCUAAGGACCAAGGUUCUUUGUAACAACGAAUUUUUUGGGUACCUAACCGUGAUAUAAACGUUACAGUCUUUGCGUAGAUUUUUAGGUUAUAUUAUUUUAUGUAAAAUAAUCACUGUUGUUUGUGUUAACCCGCUGUUUGUAAACUAUAAAGUUUAUUGAUAUGAAAAUCAAAUAAUUCCAUGUGAUCACUAUAAUGUAUUAAUCGGGAUGUAUGACUGUAUAUUAAGAGAAUGAAUGACUGCGUGUGUUGAAUUAUACCAAUUUCAAAUAUUAAACUGUUUUAAAUUUUGAAAAUUGUACGUUUUCUAUGAAUAAUAUCAUAAAAUUAUGAUUUACUAAAUCGAUGAUGGAAGUAUUAUAUUAACAUUAUUAAAUGAAAAGUUUCAGUUAAUUUUGUUAUUAAUCUGAAUACCUAUUUAUUUUAAAUUAACCAUUAUUAAUUUUGGUUGUAAUCAACUAUGUCUAAAGUAAGUCAUUCAUGUUAAGAACCAACUUUAAUUGAGUUUCAUAUACUUUUCUGAUAACCUUCAAUUUUUAGCUUAGUAGAAUUGUUGAUAUAAAAUAUAAUUUUCUUUAUGUGCCUUCAACGGAUUAGAGCUAGUUAAUGAAAUCUAUUUUUUGAUGUAGGAUAUACGAUCAUAUUUUAUCACUGGAGGCAGUAAGCAAGAAAAUUUAAAUAAAAUAAAUUCACAAAGUAAAAAAAAAACCAAUAAAAGACUUAUACUAUCUAGUGAUGAAGAAGAUGAUGUGGAACCUUGUGGUUCAGUUAUACCACAGCAAAACACAUCUGAAAAACGAGUUUGUAUUAAUCCAAUUGAUGUAUUUGGUUCAAAGCCAGUUAAACAAAACCCAAUUAACGUGACUAAGCCUAAAAAAAAAAUCAAAGUAAGUAGGAUGAAUAUGUAGCCUUUAUUUUUUUCGAACAAAAAUUGAUUUGAUAUAUUUUCUGUAUAAAUUAAGUUUAGCUCCCAUGCAAUUUUUUUUAACUAGGACACUGUUUCUGUAGCUCUUCCUAACUGUAUCAUAUCUGGAUUUAGCUUAAGUUCUAUUUUCCCACCCUUCUAAGAAAGCACACAAGAUGUAAGCAAAGCCACAUACUAGAUAUAGUGAGCGCGUAAUUUGGAUUUAGUUAUACGUUAUUUUAUAUAAACUUAUUUAAAUUUGCCUACAAAAAAUAAUCAAAAGCAAUUGUAACAUUUUUUUCAAAAAAUUGGAAAAUCUGGGUUUCUGAAAAAAUUUUUAAAUAUUAUGUGGGCACUAAACUAAAUAUGUUUUUUUUAAACUACAACUAGGAUAAUCACAUUGAACAAGAUAUUGAUAUUGAAUGGAGUGAACUAGAUAGCGUUGAAAAACAGUUCCUAGACAUAAAGUCAAAUGAUGUACUUCCAUCUAAAAUCUCUGAAAAAUCUCCAAUUACAUCAAAUCACUCUACUAUUACACCAAACACUUCUCCAGAUAAUCUCAAAAAAAAAGUUCCAACACAGAAGCUUUCACCAGAUAAAUCUAUUUCAUCCAACUCAUCUCCAAUUAAAGGAACACAAGUAUUGUUAACGCCGCAAAAAUCAAAUAGUCCUUUGAUAUUGCCAAAGAAAAAAAGUGUAUCAGAAAAUAGUACAUGCAAUAUUAAAGUUGAAUCUCCAAAAAAACAAUUUAAUUUCAAUGAAAAAGACAAAAAUAUUGUGAAUACAAAUUUUAAAAGAAAAAUUUCACCUACACUGACCCCUGAGAACAAAAAAUUUAAAGUUAAUUUAGAACAAUCCCCUAAUACUCAGGUAAUUAAUACAAUUAUACAUUUAUUUUUAAAUUAUUUAAUAGUUUAUAAUAAUUUUAAUUUUAGGAAAGUGGAUAUUCAACAGAAUUGUCCCCAAUAAGACGUACUGCAUCUCCUAUUAUUGAAAAUAAUGUUGAAUCAAAACUUUGGGUAGAUAAAUAUAGACCAUUAACAUUAAAACAAAUUAUUGGUCAAACAAGUGAAAAAAGUAAUGUAAAUAAAUUAUUAAAUUGGUUAAAAUGCUGGUACUCUAAUCAUGGAGUUGGAGUAAAUAAAAAAUUAACUAGACCAAGUAAGUUAUUUAGCAAAUAUUAUAAUAAAUAAAUUCCUUAUUGUUUUAUUAUAAUUUUUUAAAGGUCCUUGGGCAAAAGAUGACAAUGGAGCUUAUUUCAAAGCUGCUCUACUUUCUGGUUCUCCUGGUGUUGGUAAUUAUAAAACUUAUUUGUCUUGUUUAUGAAUUGUUGUUUAUAAUUAAUAUUGUUUAUAGGAAAAACUACCACAGCUCAUUUGGUAUGUAAGGAAUUGGGUUAUGAUUUUGUAGAAUUCAAUGCUUCAGAUACCCGUUCUAAGAAACAACUUCAAAGUCAUGUGUCUGAACUUUUAUCUUCAACUUCAUUAAGCCCUUUUUUGAAUGGAAAAUCUGUUACAAAAAAACAUGCACUAUUAAUGGACGAAGUUGAUGGUAUGGCUGGCAAUGAAGAUCGAGGAGGUGUACAAGAAUUAAUUUUAUUAAUUAAAAAUGCAAAAUGCCCAGUAAUAUGUAUGUGUAAUGAUCGAAAUCAUCCAAAAAUACGUACAUUAUCUAAUUAUUGUUUUGACCUACGAUUCCAUAAACCAAAAUUGGAACAGAUCAAAGUAAGAACAUUUAAUAAUUUUAUUCCAUCAACUUGCUUCUUAUAAUAUAUUUCAGGCUGCCAUGAUGAGUAUAUGUUACAAAGAAAAAUUAAAGAUUCCUCCAGAUACUUUAUCUUCAAUUAUUGCCAGUACAGAUAAUGAUAUUAGAUUAACACUUAAUCAUUUAUCAGUUGUUGCAGCAGGAAAAGAUAAUUUAAAUAUAAACAAAAAAUAUAUUAAAAUGGUAAAGUAUAAUUUAUGUUGAAUAUAUUUCUUUAUAUUUUAUUUAUAUGUGAUUUUGAUAAUCCGUUUGAGCGUGCUAUGAUAUGUUGUUAUUUUACCCAAUUAAAUAAGUUCACAGUCCAAUUGAGCGUGAUUGUUAAAUUAUAUGCAUGUAUAAUAUCAUCUUUCUGUAUGUAAGAUAUAUAUUUUUUUUCUCAUGUCAGAUGACAUAUUUAUAAUUAAACAUUUAAUAACUUGCAACAAAACUAGAAUGAAAUAGAUUAUGUUCAUAUUAAUACAUAAUCUGGUAACAUUAUAUUGGCUAUAUGUUUUCUUUUGCCCUAGUAUUGAGCUUCAUUUACUGUUUUUUGAUAUGCUUAUUAUCAGAUCAUCUUAGUCUUACCCACAAGUAGUGAUAAUGAUUUUUCGAUUGAAGUCAAGGAAGUCUUUCUUGAAGAUAUUUGAAAAGUUAUCAAAAACACCCUCACAAUAUGGAGUAUCCAAGUGCAAUAAAUAACUAAUGGACAUGGCUAAUAAAAAUCAGAAAAGCAGAUGGUCUUAUAAGUAAAAUUACCCCCUGGUUAAUAUGAAGAACACAGAAUAGACUGUGUGUUGGAUUUCAAAAGAAAAUAUGCGAACAUAGAAAUGUAGUGUAACAUUUGAAAAUACUUAUAUUUUUUGAAUUAAAACAUAUUUAGCCAUCAUUCUCCUGUACAUAGUGUAUAAUGCACACGCAUAUAAUUUUUUUUACAUUUAUUUUGAACAUACCAAAUAAUGUAAUAACUUCAAUUUUACCCAAGUUCAGUUUGUGAUGAAAGAAUAAAAAGUAAAUUUAUUUAUUUUUAUAUUUUUUGAAGGUAAACACCUAUAAACCUAAGAUUAGGUUUAUAAAAAAAACCUAAUCCUUUAUGUAUCUAUAAUUUUAAAAAAUCGAAAUGACAACACUCAAGUGACACAUUUAAUUUUAUUAUUUUAUUUAUGAAACUGAUUAUUAAACAUAAUACCUGUAUUUAUUUAAUUAUUUUCAAAUAUUUAGCACAUGUAGGGGAAAGUUCACAUAAUAAAUUGUAUUAUAUAUGAAAAAAGUUUUUAUGUUCAAAUAGGUUAGAAUACGCACUCAAAUAAUAUAUGGUUACUUUAGGGUAAACAAAACUCAAUUGGGUGCCAAUCAUUUACGUAAUAUAUUUUCAGGGACCAUGGGAUGUUUUGCGAAAAGUUUUUUCCGCUGAAGAACAUAAGUCAAUGAAUAUUAAUGAAAAAUGUGAUCUUUUUUUUUAUGACUAUAACAUAUCACCAUUAUUUGUUCAAGAAAAUUAUUUAUCUGCUGUUCCUCAUAAUAUCAUGUAAUAUUCACUUCCUACUUUUUAGAUAAAUGUUUUAUUAUAUUUUGUUGGAUUUCAUUUUCAGAGGUCCUGAAUGGAAAAAAUUAGAACGAUAUUCAUUAGCGGCUGACAGUAUAAGUAUAGGAGAUAUAGUUAGUUCAAAAAUUAGAUCUACUAAUAAUUGGAGCUUACUUCCAGCACAAGUAUUUACAUUUUAUUUACCUUAUAACAACUGAAAAUAAUAAAUAUACUGAAAGUAAUUUUAAAAAGGUAUAAUAGAGUAAUUAUUUAUUAUCUAUUAUACUAAAUAUAUAUUAAAUAAUAUAUUUACUUGUUAAAAAAUAAUUGUAACUUAAUACAUAAAUUUAAAGCUAUGAUAAAAAUGGUCUUUUUUUGUUUUUUUAGGCUAUAUUUUCAAGUUAUGGUCCAGGUGAAUUUUUGAGUGGUCAUAUAAGUAAACAAAUCAAUUUUCCUGCGUGGUUAGGGAAAUUUUCCAAAGGGAAUAAAAUGAACAGACUUUUACAAGAAGUACAAAUCCAUAGUAGAAUAAGGUUAGUGUAUAAAAUUAGUAGAACUCUGAUUUCAAUGCAAAGUUCAUUUAGAGUACUUGUUAACAUUUUUUUGGUUAUUUUGUUAGUUUCAAGUGCAUAUGUAUGUACAAUACAAAUUAAUAGUUAAAAUUUUGAUAACACAAAAUAUUAUUUCAAAAAACUUUUUUUACGUGAAAUUUGUUUUAAUUGGGUUUAGGUAUUUGUCAUUAAUACAGAUUAUCAAAUGUUUUAUUAAUGAUUUUGAUUUGUCUUAUCUUUAUUAAUGAGUUNACUUAGAUCUUUUCAAUUGUUUUUAAGACAUUUAAAUCCGGGUUCCAAUAAUUAUUUAUUAGUUUAUAUGUGAUACCAUUGAUUAUACAAAUAUUCAUAUUUUAUAUAUUAUAAUCAAUGAUUAUACUAAGAUAAAUUUGUUAAUGUUGUAUUCAGAUUAUCUGCAAGUAAAGAAGCAAUAAAUCUCGAUUACUUAACUACUUUGCGAGAUUCAAUUCUUAAGCCUCUUAUUAAUGAAGGUAGUGACGGUGUGAAGAAAACUUUAGAUUUUAUGAAUCAUUAUCAUCUUGUGAAAGAUGAUGUAGAAUCUCUUAACGAGUUGUCUUUAUGGCCAGGAAAUAAAGAUCCUAUGUCCGACAUUCCUUCUAAAGUAAAAAGUGCUUUUACAAGAAUGUACAAUAAAAGUGCACCAACAUUUAAUGUAUCAAAAAAAAUUAAGAAAACUGUUCAGGAUGAUGUUUUGUUAGAUAAUGAUGAUAUAGAUGUUAUUAGUGAUGAAGAAGAGGAUGAUGAUAUUACUAACGAUGCCUUAAUUUCAAUGGUUAGUAUAUUCAAACUUUUGGUAUAUAUUUUUUACAUAGUUAUAUUAUUUAAAUUGUUUAACUUUUAGGUGAAAAAAAAAUCUGCUAAAAAAGGUGCAACUUCACCUCCUCCUGAAGCAAGUAAAGUUAAAAGUAGUAAAGGUGGUGGUGGAGGGAGAAAAAAAAAAUAA
Messenger RNA from Cinara cedri, 21245 nucleotides. NCBI's taxonomy places the organism in Eukaryota, Metazoa, Arthropoda, Insecta, Hemiptera, Aphididae. The record is from the annotation of a GenBank genome assembly.